Molecule: messenger RNA, 1191 nt
Organism: Eimeria tenella
Lineage: Eukaryota; Apicomplexa; Conoidasida; Eucoccidiorida; Eimeriidae
Exons: 3
Coding region: 1-1191 (396 amino acids)
Cellular component (GO): intracellular anatomical structure
Molecular function (GO): RNA binding
Source: RefSeq, a predicted model, not a curated record
AUGGACCCGCCCGCCCCGGAAACCCUCAUGCGCGCGCUGGAGCAACUGAACUACCUGGGGGCGCUGGACAACGAGGGGGAGCUGACGAGCGAGGGCGAGGCGAUGGCGGAGUUCCCGCUGGACCCGCAGCUGGCGAAGUGCCUGGUGGAGUCCCCGCGGCACAGCUGCAGCAAAGAAAUGCUGUCGAUCGCAGCAAUGCUGUCGGUGCCGCUGGUGUUCCUGCGGCCGAAGGAGAAGGUGAAGCAGGCCGACGCCACCAAGGCCAGGUUCGCCCACCUCGACGGAGACCACCUGACCCUCCUGAACGUCUUCCACGCCUACAUCCAGCACGGCGCGGGGAGCGCAGAGGCCGAGAGGCAGUUCUGCUUCGAGAACUACCUGAACCCCCGCUCGCUGGCCGCGGCCAAGAACGUGCGCAUGCAGCUGCAGCGCACGAUGGAGCGGCUGGCCAUCCCCAUCACCGCGAGCCCCUACUCCGACAAAAACUACUACCCCCAAAUCCGGCGCGCCAUCCUCGCGGGCUUCUUCAUGCAGGUGGCGCACCUGCAGCGCAGCGGCCACUACAUGACUGUCAAGGACGGCCAGCUCGUCGCGCUGCACCCCUCCUCCACGCUCGCCCACAAGCCCGAGUGGGUGCUUUACCACGAGUUCGUCUUGACUUCCAAGGCCUUCGUCAGGACCUGCACGCAGGUCCGCGGCGAGUGGCUCUUGCGCCAGGCGCCCCACUUCUACGACCCCGCAGAGUUCCCCCCGGGCGAGGCCAAGAAGCAGCUCGAGAAAAUCCACCUCAAAAUGCAGAAGGAGGACGCUCCCGGCAGCAGCAGCAGCAGCAGCAGCAGCGGCGGCGGCGGCGGCGGGGGGGGGGGAGGGGGGGGCGCGCAGGGCGCGGACGCGCACGCUAACAACGCCGCGUUCGCUAAUGGGCAGGCCCAUGCAGCCGUGCUGCUGCAGCUGCUCUCAGCAGCAAGAGCAGCGCCAGCCGCAGCAGCGGCAGCAGCAGCAGCAGCAACUGCAGCAGUGGCAGCUGCUGCUGCGCUUGCACCCCUCGAGCCACACCGUCCCCCAAGAAAAGCUGGGGAGGCUCACCCGCGUCAGCAGCACCGGCAGCAGCGGGGCCAGCAGCAGCAGCAGCAGCAACAACAACAGCCGCAACAGCAGCAGCAACGGCGGCUACAGCAGCAACAGCAGUAG